AUGGUCUCCCAGCCUGAGACUUCCCUCGCAGCUCAGAGCGCCCUCUCCCUGCGCCCGGCACGCGACCAUCGGGACCGCAUCGCGACAUCGAGCACGCUCUCCAGAUCCAAGCGCUACAACAGAUCCCACGUCGGCGGCACGACGAGCAACACCUCCUACACACAACAGAACGAGUUUCCCAUUUUCUCGCACUCGGGCGACGUCGACAUCAACAUCCACACACCUUCAGGCGGCGAGGCGAGAUACCUGCUGCACAGACAUACCCUCACCCGAUGCAGCGGAUUUUUCGAAGCGAGCACGAGUGAGCAGUGGUCAAAGGCGAAGCUCCUGGCCGGCGGUAACGAAGUCGCGCGACUAGCAUCAGAUGGGAGCCUGCCGACACCAGCGGCAUCAGCGGUAGACGGAGACCUCGACAGCGAUCUACCGCGGAAGAGAUGGAGAUACGAACUUGACCCGGGCACGGGGGGCGGCGAUAUCCCCAUGCUCAUGCAAAAGGAUGAAUCGCGACCUGUGCCAUCGAAAUCAAUAUUCGGACCGGGCGACGGAUCGAGAGGACGACACAAGAGCUCACACUCGACAUCCUCGAGCCGCGACUUCUUCCGGUCGGUGUCGAAUCUGCAUCACCAGCAACAAGCACACCACAUCUCCAAGGCGGACCAGGACCUCCUGCGCGACUACGACAACCUGUUUCGCACCAUGUACAACUACCCUCCCGUGCUGGAUGGCGUGAACGUCGCGGAUGCCUACGUGCAGUGUAAGAGCCUCCUGAACCUGGCGGAUCAGUACGACGCGCUGGCGGUGGUCGGGCCGCGGGUGGACCACCACCUCUUGCAAUUCCAGUCGAGGCUCUGGAAACAGAUCGCCAAGUACCCGAUAUCCUAUCUACGGCUGGGGUACUUGGCGCGCAGCAAGAUCAUCUUCCAGGAAGCUCUGGUCCAUGUGGUGGGGCAGUGGCCCUCUGGCGAGCGCAGUUUGCGCGCCGCGCUGCCCGACAUCGUCCUGGACAUCAUCGAAGAUAAGGUCGAUGAGCUGGAGGAGAGCGUGAGUCGGGUCGAGGGGCGCCUCUUCAGGCUGAACCUGACGAACAGUCGGGGAGAGCGCGUGGGCCCCAACACGAACUACCUCGACUGGCUGGCCGUCAGCCUCUUCCGACAGUGGAUCGCGGACAACACCUCGCCUCAGCCAGCACCUCUGUCCUCGACGGAUCGACGCUCGCGCGACAUGCCAAGGCAAGCGCUGCCGCCGGCUGUUCCACCGCUGACAAGUCUCGGUCGGGCAUACCGCACCCUGGGUGCCCCCAACCCAGCCUCGUAUUUGGGACACGACGAGUGCAAGCGCUUCCUCAAGCUCACGCCCGACAUGUACUCGCGCGAGAACCUGCGGCGCUUCGAGAAGCGCAUGGACGAGCUCAAGGCCAUGGCGCGGGACAUUGUACGGCCCCUCAUGGGCAGCAGUCUGGAGCUGGAUCUCGGCGGAUCAGGCCGCGUGGUGGAAGGCAUAAGCUACCUGACCUGCACGGCGGUCGCGAAUCGGGAUCUUCCCUGGUGA
Molecule: messenger RNA, 1548 nt
Organism: Emericellopsis cladophorae
Lineage: Eukaryota; Fungi; Ascomycota; Sordariomycetes; Hypocreales; Bionectriaceae
Exons: 1
Coding region: 1-1548 (515 amino acids)
Source: RefSeq, a predicted model, not a curated record